AGUCAGUCGUUCCUCGGUGCCGGUGGAGUGUGGAUGUGCCUGCUCGCGCUGUGAUUUACACUCCUACUACGCUAUCUCCCCUCUCUCUCUCUCUCUCUCUCUCUCUCCUGUGUGUCAGCUGACGGAAAGGGUGCCUAGGGAUCAUUAAUUCGUCCAGUACUACGCACCCCUGGUUCCUCGAAGGGGGUUAAAUUCGAAGUCCUGCCGAAGGUCUCAGCCUAAUCCAAGUACUCGAAGGUGGUCGAGUGUGUCGUGAGAGCGCGCAGGCGCAGAGAGAAGGGGGCGUAACCGAGUCGUCAUGUGUUCGGAAGUCCGGUCCAUUCACCCACGCCCCAAAAUAGAACUCGUUCGUGUGUCGAGCUCGGAGAGGGCCAAGAUACCCGUGAACCCAGUGCAGCUCAACCUCUCCUACUGCCACGUCAGGAGUGCCACGUACGUCCGCCCGUGCCCAAGGCUUUUGCGCCCCCGCCCCCCUCCUCGAUGCGGGUCCCCCCCAACACUACUCCCAAACUUCCAAAGUCGCAGACCCCGACGGCUAUGGGCCCCCUGGCGCUCCCACGCGCACGCAGGACCUCCAGUGUCGACCAAAUCCUGCGACGACCUCCACAGAGUCAGCGUAACUGCCCAUCACCCCUCUUCCAGUAGAUCAGAGGGGUGUUUGUUGACGUUACUGCUCACGCCGUCGCUGCUCCUACCCCCGAGGACCAACACCCCGCCUCACACGGCCCCCAAAUACCGCCUCUGGCGGGGAUUCAGCCGCAGCGCCCGGGACAUCAGCCUAGCGCCUCCUUCAGGGCCGCCUCGUCCGGCCAUCAGCCUGGCAGUCAUGGACAAGCUCACGACGAAGGCCCCGCCCCACCCCGUCCGCCACAAGGCGAGUACCCUCCCUUACUCGCAGGCCUCUGGUCCCCAGCCGGGCACGCGCAGGCACAAGGGCCUCCUGGCCCUCCUGCGACGCCUGAGCCCGCGCCUCAAGCGGACGCCCUCGCCGGACAGGUCGUGGGUGAAGGUGGAGCCGCGUCUGGGAGACCGGACUUCCGUCGCUUCCGACCACAGCUUCGAAACGGCUCUGCAGGUCCGCCAUUCGGAGCUCCUCGGGUACGACGUGUACCACAAUGCCCACACUCCCCAGCAGGAGGCCCCCCCUCAGAAGAGCGAGGGCACUAGGGGCAGUCGCGGGGGCGGGCUCAGCGGACUGCUGACCUCCCUGAGGGGCUCCAAGCAGAGCCAGCAGAAGCAGGAGAAGAACAACGCCGCCACAACGAACAGCAGCGCCGUCGAGAAGCGGCCCCCGGAGAAGGAGGUCGAGUCCGAGCGCCAGCAGAAGGGCGUCGCCGCCGCCGCCCCUGGGAGUCUCGAGGCGGCCGAAAGCCAGCAGCAGAACGGAGCAACGACACACAAAUACACGCCAGUGAAAACACAGGGUCCUCCACCGAACGUACCGGCCACUGUGGUUCCUGCUUUAUAUUUAUAUUCCACAGACCUGGUGGACUCCCGAUCCAAGCUUGACAUGACGACGGCUUCCGUCCCACUCCAUACCAGCGCAAGGCCUACUGCUGCUGCUCAGCGCCCUCACACGCUUAACUUACCGAACCGAGGCCAGAGCAGAACGGGGUGGACGGCAGCUGCCGGGCCGCCACCCCAUCCGCAACCUCCUGUGCCCUUGCCCCCUGCUGCAUUAUCACAAAUGACGCAGCCAACACAGACGACCUCUGUCGACAGCAUAGGUUCUUGUUCAUUAGAUGUCAAUGCAACUGGCACGACUUCACCUGCCACCAUGGAAGCUGUAGAUGGGUCUCGACAGAGCUUACGUAGUCUCAGUUUAGAGAACAAUUUAUCUUGUGCAACUUCGCCUGGUGCGAGUAUAGGAACAACUACACCAUUGCGACCUAUUCUAAAACCACAACCAUUUACUGACCCGGGUUCUCUCAAAGACCCUGGAGGAACGACAGAUGGUGGCUACAAAACCCCAUCUUAUCUAGGAAUAUCUUGUGCAGUAAACGGUUACAGCAGACUAAACAGGUAUGAUUCAUCGUUGCGAGAUGGCUUUCGUUCUAGGGAUGCUAGCCCAGCUCGCCUAGCUUUUAGCCGCAGUAGGGACUCUAGUCCUAUGCGACCAGAGUGGAAGGUUUUUGAUCCUAGAACAAAAGCCUCCCCACAAGCAACUGCUGCAAAAAUUAGAGAGCUUAAGGAAGAACUAGCGCGUUUUAAAGCAGAGUUUCCUCCCACCCCUUCAGAGCGUGGUCGACAGGGCUCAUCAAGAAAGUUGGGAAGAAAGCCUUCUCAAGGUCGUAGUAUUAGUGUUGAUAGAGGAUAUCUUACCAAAGCAGGGUCCAGAGAAAACAUGAACGGCCGCCAGGAGGAAACCACAUUAGGGGGCCAACCGGUCCGUUUUGUGGAAAUCAACACAAGUGACUCCAGUACAGUGAAAUCGUCUAGUUAUAGUUAUUCGUUUGAGCAGAGUGUAGUUUGUGAUGGUGUAUGUGAAAAUAGUGUAAGCGUACACUGUUCUUCUCGCACCAAUGGAGAUACACCCGAAAAGUCUUUCAUCCAGUCCAGGAUAGAGAGAUUAUAUGGCCCCAGUGCCUUAGCUGCAGGAUUCCGAAGCCGUCGCUCACUUUUAGAGUUGGAAAAGGAGCAGAGAGAUCGACAAUCUGCUGGUUUCAGGAGUCCAGCAUCUCUUAUAGAUAACCAUUUUGAACCAGAGGAAAAGGCACCUGAAGGUUUUCCUAGUGUUUUUAGGCAUUUACGUCCAGAGUUUAGAACCCAGCUUCAGGUCAAGCGCAAUGUGAGGUUGAGAUCAGAUGGUCCUUUGGAUGGUUCAGUAGAAAUCGAUUCACCAAAGAGAUCUGGAAGAGUCAUUCCUAUAACUUUAACGGACACUAUAGAGAAACCACAGACUCCUCCUCCUGUUCUGCUCCCAAAACCACAAAACAUUGUCAAUAAAAACAAACUAGAAAAUGGUGUACGUGAGCGAAGUGGGCCUCAGGUCAUUGUUAAGAAAAUUGUGAACGGAAAUGGAAAUAUCAACGAAAUGGAAGUUCCCAUUGUUAAAGCAGCCUAUAUAAAUGGUGGUGUAGAGGAGAAGGGAGAAAUUGUUCUCGCUCCAAAUGAAUCAAAUGAUGUAAGAACUAGUACAAAAGUGAAUGGUGUAACGGAGAGCAUUACAGUUAAUGGUGAUAUAAAGAAAACAUCCAAAGGGGAAAAGGAUGGGCACUAUUUCUUAAAGAUAGUUGAAGAUGUUGUGGCUGGCAUAGAAGCUGAUGUAACAGGCAUUGAACCCGACCUGGAAACUUACAGAUCUGAGAUGAGCGAAGAAGUACGAGGGAAGGUACUAGCAGCAACUGGCAAGGCUCGCCUACUCAUUUCUCAAAAGAUUCAGCAAUUCCAAGGCCUUUGUCAUAAAAAUAUUGCUGGAUCUGAAGGCGAGGAAUUUCCUACAACAAGUGAAGAUCUUGCAGGAUUUUGGGACAUGGUUUACAUUCAGGUGGAAGAUAUAAGACACCUCUUCAAAGAAAUCAAAGCCCUGAAAGCUAAUGGAUGGAAAGAGAUACCUGACACAGAUACCGUUGAUGGUUUAGAUAAGAACGUUAGCACAGGCUGUGCGCGUAGGAAACCCGCCCCCAGACCCAUCAGAGCUGCUAAAUCUACUAAAGCUUCAGGAGAAGGAAAAGCGCGCGAUGAAGCUCGGAAGAAGCUAAUGGAAGAGAGACGCAAAGCCAUGAAGGAAGCCAUGAGAGCAAAGAAGGCUGAAGUGGAGGCACAGGGCGAUGUAGAUAGUGUAGAAAUUUUUACACCUGACUGUAAAUAAUGUGUAAGGUCAUCUUAAACAUGUAUACCUGUGGUAUGUGGUGUAAUAGAUGAGGUCAAAAGUGUCACAUUUAAGCUUUAAUAUAACCUAUUGUUUGGGUAUGUUUUGAAAGUGAAUGAAGAAUGUAUGUUGUAUCUUCUUUACAGGUGGUGAGGAAUAACGUAUGUAUGGGCAUAUACUCACAUAACACACACACUGUUGUCGCCAACUUUUGACUACACCAUUCUACUUUAUUGUUAACUGAUAUAGGUUAGAGUUGUUACUUGGGAAGGAAACUGCUCAUAAUUUUACUACAGCUUGGUAUACCAGACGUAUAUAUAUAUAUAUGUGAUUUCAUGUGAUAGUAUGCUUUCUUGAACUGUUUUUUACUUGAAAGUUUAUUCUUCUGUCUUGUUUGCAUGGUUUGAAUAAAUUCGUGGAUCUGAUUGCUAUUUAUGAUGUCUUAAGUUUGUAUCAAAAGACAUAUUUGCAUUUAUUACUGGCCUUGGGUUGAAAGGGAAGUUUGUAGUAUGAAAUGUGAAAUGUAUAUAAAAUUUUUAUUACAGCCACAGAUGACUAUGUCUGCAGUGAGAUAGCCUCAAGGAAUGUAGAGUUAAGUGCGUAUUGUGAUCUGGUAGUAUGUGUCGUGUUCUUUGUGUCAUUUUGAUUUCUUGGUUUGCAGGGUUUACUGUUAGAUGACUGCAUAGCUGUUCGAUAUAUGCUAGUGAGUGGAUUAGUGACAACAAUAAUUAACAGAUUUUGUUCACAAAUGCCCUUGUCUCUAGUACUAACAGACUGGGUUUUUUUACUCUAUUUUUUCUAUUUUUAUCCACAGGUCCUGUUUAUUGCCUAGAGUUUUACUGGGAAUAUGUUUAGCAUCAAGCACAGUAUUCUGUGAUGGUUAAAAGAGAAUUAACUGUAGUUCUUUUCUUUUCCCUUCUUGGUACUGUUGUGACCAAGUAUAACAAGGAACUUAUUGCUAUGAUUCACAAAUUUACUAAUUAAUUGGGUAUUUGGGGAAUGUACAUAUACAUUUCUAUAAGUUAAAGUCACUUGCUGGAAUUUUAUGAACCUUCAGUAGAUGAUUUGAUAACAUAGGUUCAUGUUCUGGAUGAAACCUUUUUUAUACUAUUCAAUCUCCAUACAUCGUACUUGGAUUCUGUGAUGUGUUUGUAAUCCCAAGUGGUGCGUGACUGUUGAGGUUAGUAUGUCUCGUUUUGCUGUAUGAAAUCAUUAAUAUGAUUAAGUGUGUUAGCUUUUGUGUGUGAAGGAAAUCAAUAAAAUUUUAUCGAAGCUGUUUGCGAAAAAAGGAAGGAAAAAAGAAUUUGUAUAAUACUAACAAUAAGCAAGUAUGGUAGAAUAUUUUUUCUUACCGUUUUAUGUAUGGCUGGUUUAACUCUAUUUAAAUAGUGUCUUUCCACGAAAUUCAGCAGUUAUAUCGACAUUUAAUCAUGCCUCAAUAUACUAAUGGGAUGAAGUAAUAUUGCAAGGGAAAUGGGUUCUUGUUUCUGAUUAGUUUAUUUUAAUUUCUUCAUAAUUUUUUUUUUCUAUAUGAAGAAACUACACUAAAUUUUUCUAGUAUUUUUGCAUGCCUUAAUCUCCCCGCAAUUUUUUUUAAAAUAUAGGAAUUUCAACUGGUAAAUGCUGGGAGACAUUUAACUUUGCUGUUAUGUAGUUAUUUUAAAAUCUAAUGUACAAGAAAUUUUUAUUUCAUUAAUAAUUAAUGUGGAAUACCAUAUUACUUUUACCACAUCCCACUUCUCUGUGCCCUUUCUCUACCUUGCAUCAACCUCGAUGUGGUUCUGCUUUCAGCUAUUUUUAUGCUGCAUCACAAGAAGCAAGUCUCGUGGUUCUUUCCUGCGUUUGUUUUCUGGCUAAGAUUGAUACCAAAAACUUCCCAGAAAGUGUAUAUAAUCUCAUUUCUAUUUGUGUACAAAUACAUGCUUUUAUAGUAUAAUAAUGUUAUUGACAUUUUUUAUACAACAAUUUUUGCUCUGCAUAAUCACCUGAAAUGGCACUAAUAAUACUUGAAUAUAAUGUAGUAUGGAUGGUGAGUUUGUAGAUUAUUUAUUGUUUGUAUUUUGUUGAUAGCCCAUUUUGUAUUUUGUUGAAAGCACAAAGUCAUCUUCAUAUUUGGUACUUUGGUUUUAUAAUUACGUUAAAAGUUUACUGAUUGUGCAUGUGAUGUGAUAUUUUGAUAGAGAUUGAUAUGAUGUUUUAACAUGUUCAUUCAAGUUGUACAAUUUCAGUUUUUUCCCAUUUAGUGUGUAAGUUAGUCCCAAUGAUCCUUCAGCUCAAAUUAUAUAAACUAUUGAAGAAUUUCAUUUUCUGGUGAUGAGAGUAAGUAAAUUGCUGUUUAGAUUCCAGUCAGUAAAUGAUAAUAGUCUAACUGAAAUACAUCAGAAAUGUGCCUUGUCAUGCUUCCUAAAUGAAUUUGAUCUAGAAAUUUGCAAUGAUCACACCAAAUAACUGAUAUACUUAUGUUCUGCUGGAAUACAUCAAGAUUUCAGUUCCAAGAUUGUGGGCAGUUUGUACUGUUUGAUUUGGCAGCUGUUGAUGUUUAUGUAAACUUUUAUACACCAAAAUAUGAUGUUAUAAGGAUAAGGAAAAUUGACUAAAUGUAUAUAAUGAGGAAUAUUAUAAAGAAUAAAGUCGAAAUAAUUAGAA
Macrobrachium nipponense is the source of this 6457-nucleotide messenger RNA. RefSeq lists its product as uncharacterized. The record is from RefSeq and is a predicted model, not a curated record. Lineage: Eukaryota; Metazoa; Arthropoda; Malacostraca; Decapoda; Palaemonidae. Gene Ontology annotation, molecular function: molecular adaptor activity. Gene Ontology annotation, biological process: signaling. Gene Ontology annotation, cellular component: postsynaptic specialization; glutamatergic synapse.